AGAAAUCCGAGAGAACUCUGGAAAGCAAGCAGCUUCCUCUUCAUGGCCGAACCUGCCACAGGUCUAACAUGUUGACAACUGAGAAAACAGAAACCUGGCUAUAUCAUCCAAGGGAUUCCACUGGACCCUGCUGCCUCUCAGAAUUCAGUGAAACUCAGCUCCUCUCUGAAGAGACCAACAACAGCACUUUCAUGAGAAGAGCUGUGGUCGGAGCCCAGGAGGAGACAACGGAAGGCUGGGACCAGGGGUCCGGGCUAGAGAAAAGAAAAGAGACUUCUUUUCCAGCCAAGAUGAAAGACACACAAGCCACUCAGGAAAUUUCAGCGGUCCUGCAGAGUGAAGUCCAUGAGCAGGAAGAUAAAAUGGAAAAUCAAGCGCAAAUUGAAGACACACGUGACGAUAUCCCAAAGACACAGCGAUCUUUAGUACAUUUUUUUCCAACGUCAACGGAUUCAGAUACCACUACACUGCCAUGUUCACAGUCAUUAUCCAAUGAAACACCUCUCAGUUACUAUCUGUCUAGCCCUCAGGUUAGUGGAGUAACUUUAUCAACAAUUGGACCAAAGCCUCUUAAACCUGCUCUAGUGAACCAUUCCCAAUCAGAAGACAGCUUGGGACUCAACAACUUCAAAAUUCCAAAGAAACACAGUAUGCCGGUCCUUGCUUCUCAGCCAGCUGUGAUUGGGGAAGGGGAGGAUUAUUUCCUAUCUUUGUUUGGUGAUUCAAAGAAACUUGUGCACUCAUUCCACACCAAGAAAAUUUGGAAGCACUUUUCUAUGAUUCUUGAAGAAGUGGGCCAAUCUAGAUCCAGUGCUCUUGGAGACAUUAAAAUAGCUGAAGUGAAUGUCAAAGGUUUAUGCGUGAAGCUCAUUAACUCUUCCCUUGACAAAGAACUGGAAAUUGGAAAUCAUAUUCUCCAACAAAAUGUGGAUGGACAAACAGUCUCUCUGUACCAAUUCCUUCCCAAUAUCAUAAUGCAGGCCAAUUCCACGGUAACAGUCUGGGCAGCAGCAUCUGAAGCAAAGCACCAGCCACCAUCAGAUUUUCUUUGGAAGGAACAAAACAGAUUUAGGACAAGCCCAAAUUGUACAACAAUCCUGUGCAAACCUAAUGGUGAAGCUGUUGCCUGGUACACUCCUAUUCACUGGAAGCAAGCAUGGGAGAAAUUAGAGACUGACAUUGAAUGUGACAGAUGCUCAGUAGUAAGUCCAACAUCUCAAAGGCACAUGUUUCAUUGGCCAGCAGCUACAACUACAACUAAAGAAAAACAAGAUCAAUCUAAGAAAGAUAUCUCAAAAUAUCAGGUGGAACGAGUUCGAGCUUCUCUUACAAGAGAAAAAGAAAUCCCACCAACCCUUUUCCCCAAUCGCAGCCCUUGGUGCCACAGUCCCAAUGUCUCUGCACACCCUUACUGUCCCCUGAUUGAUCCUCACAACACCUACAUGACUGAACGCAGCUUAGACAGACAGCCCAGGUCUCAGUCAGCCAAGUCUGAUCCAGCCAGGCAGGAUAAAUUGGUCCGAUAA
This is a messenger RNA of Balaenoptera acutorostrata (minke whale), 1526 nucleotides long. It is a transcript of the gene LMNTD1, whose product is annotated as lamin tail domain containing 1. NCBI's taxonomy places the organism in Eukaryota, Metazoa, Chordata, Mammalia, Artiodactyla, Balaenopteridae. The record is from RefSeq and is a predicted model, not a curated record. The transcript has 12 exons. The coding region runs from base 69 to 1526 and encodes 485 amino acids. Gene Ontology annotation, cellular component: cytoplasm; nuclear envelope.